Molecule: messenger RNA, 1917 nt
Organism: Durusdinium trenchii
Lineage: Eukaryota; Dinophyceae; Suessiales; Symbiodiniaceae
Source: the annotation of a GenBank genome assembly
AUGGCUGGGCCGGGCGGGGAUGUACGCACCAUGUCUCCGCAGGAGACAGCACAGUGGUGCAACUCCUUGGCACUCUGUGGUGUGAAAGGUCGUAUCCUGCGAGAUCUCCAGGAACAGAUCCAAAAGCGCCAGAUCGACGGUCUGCAGUUUGAUGGUAUGCUCAGGACAAACACAUUGACAGACUUGGGCAUCGAGGAGCUAAAUGCGCGGUUGGCUCUUUCAAUCCGUCGCAGUUGGACUACGGACUUUAACGGUGUGACCUUCAUCACUUGGGCAGCCAGCCAGGCUCAUUUUCAAAGUCGUGAUGAAGAUCCACGGCGUCACAAAAGAGAUUUCUUCAGCCAAGCUGAUGGUCCAGAUUCGGAAUACUCUCGUGCCAGCUACGGCAUGCCACCUCGCAGCAGGGACAAGCCGUGGUCACCAUCGAUGGCUCACGGAGUGCCACCUCUUCGGGAUCCUCAGCUUAGCAUGGAACGUGUUGGGCGAGAUCCGCGACUCGAGGAUCCGGGCUAUUUGGGGAUGGAUCACAGAGUGCCGUCACCAUAUCCUGGGGAUCGUGGCAUGGGCUAUGAUGACUUCUAUGACCGUGGUGCUGGUCAAAUGCCAGCUGACAGAAGAGCAGCUUGGCGUGGAUCACCGCCACGUUUGGAUGGCAUGGAUCCAUGGGGUCGAGGCCCACAGAUCCAGAUUCCCCCUUCACCACCUGGUUCAAGAGACAUGUACGGUGGCUAUCAUGACCCGUAUGAUCCAGGCUGCCCGGAUGACUUUUACGAUCAGCCUCCCAGUCACAGGCGUGAUGAGCCAGGCCGCUUUGGAUAUCCAGAUAGAGGCCCAGCAUAUUCACCGGAGGCAUUCGAUGAACGCCAUGAGCGUGCAAUGAGGAGGAGCCCAGGCAACGGUAACGCUUGGAGCGGCAUGGGUUUAGACCAAGCCUUACCGAAGCGUGGCCCCGUGCCAAACAAUGUGGCGCGGCUGUAUGACAUCCCCUCAGGUCCUGUGCAGAAGCCUCGAAGCCCGCAAGCGCCUCAAGCGUACGAGGAGAACGACUACGAGCCGCCUCAGCCAGCAGUUCCGUCCAAGGGCGGACGAGCCAACGUUCGUGAUCCUAAUGCUGGCGAGUGGGGAGGCUUAUUUGGUGAAGAGCCGGCCCUCCCUCCAAAAAGGCCACAACGCAGAGAGUCACGAGAGCCAGAAGAGGUGGCACAAGGAACCAGCCCGGGCAUGUGGCGCGGCGAUCUCUUUGAAGAGGGCCGCCAGAAGGUGCCUCCAAUGCCACGACCAGGUCACCACCCGCAUGACAAUGGAGGUCGGGCUUCGAGGCCAGGACCAAGCGCACAGGAUGAAGGUUUUCAAGAGAUGGGUGAGUGUGACGAUGCGGAUGAUUUUGAUGAGCAAGAAGUUGGUUUCAAGGAGCCUGCACCUGCUGCCGCCAGGCCUGCGCCACGUGCCCGACGACAGACACCACCGGUAGAUGAUGGUUGGGGCGGCCAGUCCUUGGGUGAUGCCUUGGCGCACAAGCAGGCAACUCCAUCCGGUGGAUCAACAGCUACAGGUGCCGGUGGCAGCAGCAGCAGUAGCGUGCGCAGCGGAGGGCAAAAGUCUAUUCCCUCCGGCGCGGGCAGUGCUGAUCCCGGCAAAUCCCCCGAGUGGAUCAUGAAUUGGGUCCGUUCUUUGCCAGAGUCCCACGUGCCAGAGAGGACUCGUGAACAUUUGGCAGACCUCAUCGCGGAGAGUCAAAUGGACGGGCGAUUUUUCUCUGACUAUGUUCAGAAGGUGCCACCGGAGGUGUGUGCUCCAAAGCAUGCCAUGAAGCUCAAGGCUGCGUGGUCUAACGUCCUCAAAGAGGCAGAAGUUGCAGAGAUGGCAGCUGCUUGCGCCGUGCGGCCAACACAGAAGGGAAUGUUGGUUGCUGUUUGA